Molecule: messenger RNA, 4896 nt
Organism: Vespula vulgaris
Lineage: Eukaryota; Metazoa; Arthropoda; Insecta; Hymenoptera; Vespidae
Product: actin nucleation-promoting factor WASL-like
Exons: 7
Coding region: 425-1987 (520 amino acids)
Biological process (GO): actin filament organization
Molecular function (GO): actin binding
Source: RefSeq, a predicted model, not a curated record
GGUGGCGCUUUGAUCACUGGAUUUUGGCUCAUGGUCCUAUUUCCUCUUAAAUUAUAUACAGAAAAAGGAAACGCGGAACGUUGAACCGGAUAAGUGAAAAUGUCAUCAUCAAAUAUUUGAGUUUCCUGUGAGUUAAGAACAUGGGAAAAUGUCACAGAUAAAGCUUUUUGUAGGUAAUAUUUAAUCGUUUCUUUUAACGUUGUAAUUAGUGGCUAGGUUAUCAAUUCUGUGUCGUGAAAGAUGAAAUUCAAGAGUACAUAUUGAUUGAUCUAUCAGAAUUAUUUAGUUUCGUUAACAUAAUACACGGCAUGUGAAAAAUUAUCGAUACAUAAUUGUAACCUUAACUUUCUUUAUACAAAAAUCCUUUCAUGUGAAAUAAGGUGUAAUAACACAUUUUAUUCCGAGAAACCUAACCUAUUCAACAAUGAAAUCGGGUACAACGGACAAGCAUACGGGAUCUAUACUCUUGAAAACAGAAGAGAACGAGCAAGUCUUUCAAUUAAUAGGAAAUCGAUGUCAGUGCUUGGCAGCUGGAAUUAUACAGUUAUAUUUAACUGAACCACCUUUUCAUAAAGAAUGGGUAAAAAAGAAUACUGGUAUAAUAACUUUAAUCAGAGAUAAUCCAAGACGUAGUUUUUUCUUGCGAUUAUAUUGUUUACAAAGAAGAGCCAUGUUGUGGGAACACGAAGUUUAUAAUUCUAUGGAUUAUAAAACACCUUUAGUUUAUUUUCAUACUUUUGAAGCUGAAGAGUGCAUGGCAGCAUUCAAUUUUGCAAAUGAAGUUGAAGCUAUCACAUUAAGAGAUAUUCUUCUUGAUAAAUUGAAUGCUAAACGACAAAAAAGGCAAGAAAAGCGAUCAAAAAUGGAAAUGGAAACACAACAUGUGGUAACCUUACCACGAAAAAGCAGAAGUAGCACAUCAUCAUUUGCAUUUACAACCGGUGCUACAUCAAAUACAUUAAAUGGGCAAACUACAGUUGGUGUUAACAGAAGUGCUUCUAGUAGUUCUAUGUAUAAAAGUAAAAAAAAGAAAGGUGACAAAGAUUCAAGAAGAAAAUUGACUAAGGAUGAUAUAAGUUUACCAUCUAAUUUUAGACACAUAGUGCAUAUGGGAUGGAAUGCUGAAAAUAAAGGUCUAGAAUUUGAUGCAGUUAAUCCAGAAUUAAAAAAGUUUUUUGAUAUGGUAGGUGUUUCUGAACACCAAUUGAGAGAUCAAGAAACGCGUGAGUUUAUUUAUAACUUUAUUGAGUCACAUGGUGGCAUGAAUGCUGUUAAAGAAGUUGUUUUACCAUCAACUAAAUCAAGAAACACCAACCAACCUCCUGUAUUACCACAACGUCAAGAAUAUCCUCCACCAGUACCAGCUAGAACAAUAACUACAAGGAGUGCUCCACCAUUACCUCCGACUCGGUUCAAUACCCCAAUUACUUCUCCAAAUACAUCAACUACUGCUCCACCAGUACAUAGAUCAGCACCAUCGCGUCCACCACCACCCUCUGUAACUCCAGCACCUUCUCUACCACCCCCACCACCACCACCCCCACCUUCAUCUGCUCCAACACCUCCCUCAAGAAAUAUCUCAAGUGGUCCAGUUCCACCUCCUCCACCACUGCCUAACAGUAUUGAUAUGGAUAUUGCAAAGGUCAAUGCAAAUACCACAAAUAACAACAAUGAAGAGAUCACUGAUCUCAGGCCAAUGCUAAUGGAGUCUAUUAGAAGCGGCGGUACUACAUUGAGAAAAGUUAGUAAAACAGAAACAAAACCAGCUCCAGUCAAUGAUUCCAGAAGUGAUUUAUUAGAACAAAUUCGUCAAGGAAUAGAAUUAAGGCCUGUUCCUAACGAAGUUAAAGCUACUCCACCACCAGCAUAUCAAGAUGGUUUAGCUAGUGCACUCACCAGAGCUCUAGCAGAGCGAUCUCGUGCAAUUCACAGUGAAAGUGAUGAAUCAACUAGCGAUACAAGUGAAGAUGAUGAUUGGGAUGAUUAAGUCAGACAAAAGUCGUUUUACUGAGAAGAUACAAUAAUAUACUACUGUGAUAAAUAUACUAUUGAUUAACAUUUAGGAGAUUAGGAAUUAUGUAAAUGUGUAUCAUAAAUGACUUUUACUUUGAACAUCCAAAGAAGAAAAAUCAGAUGUUUAAAAACAGGAGCCUUUUAAGUAUAUAUUAGAAUGUAUAAAGGUACAAUUUGGUUUGCAUGGAUAGGGCAGGUAAGGGCAGGCUAAUUUAGAUGUUAUCUUUAAAAUAAUUGGUUUAUUCAAUUAUGAGCAAUAAGAAUAAAAUGCUAUCAAAAUAGGGAAAUAGUGAGCACAUGUGAUAUAAAAUAAAGAUAAACAGGAAGUGGUAUUCAUGAUAAGAAAACUGCUAUUAUUAUACUUCUUUUGACAUGGCAGUUGUGCCUAAAAAGAUAUUCUCUCGUUUAUCUCUUGUUGUUAAAAGUUAGUACAAAGUUUAUAUAUGACUACAUAUACAUACACUUUUUUGAUGUUACCAUGUAUUCCUAUAUAUUCCUUUUCUACCCUUUAUAUAUAUAUGUAUAUAUAUAUAUAUAUAUAUAUAUAUAUAUAUAUAUAUAUAUAUUUAAUAUAUAUAUGAUAGAAAUUUAUCCAAUUAUCAAUAAAAGAUUUCAUAUCUUCUGUAGCCUUAGAAAAAACAAAAUGAAAAUGAUUAUCAUAAAAAAAACAAUCAAUAAACAUUAAUAGCAAUUCUUUUAUUUGAGAAUAUAUUUUUUCAAACAAUAAUUUUUCACUUAAUUUAGGUAUACGAAUUUUCUACUUUUAUUUCUAUUAUUAUUCCCUAUAUUAUCAUUGCUAAAUUUAUUGUAAAAAGCCUAAAAGCCUUAAUUUGCCCUUUCUAAUUCUUAUAGCAUUAAUUUCAUAUUCAUGAAACUACAUAGUUGAGGUCUUUUGAUAUAUUUGUACAUUAAUAUAGAAACAAAUUACGAAUGUAUAUGUGUGCUAACAUACACAUGUGAAGAUAUAAAAAUUAAAAAAAUUUGGAAUAAUGCAAUAAAAAUAUUGCUCCAUUAUAUGAUUUUCAUAUAAUUACAAAGAUAUAGUAUCAAGCUUAUGAAAGAAUCUUAAGAUAUAUACCUGCUUACAAUAAUACUGUAACUACACAAUAUUUUGCGUAUAUGACUUAGGUUUAAUAAUCAUGGACAUCUAAUACUAAUGAAAUAUGAUCAACAGGAUGAUACGAAGCAGAAGGUAUGCUUUACCACUACGGAGAAAUCCUAGUCAGAAAUGAAAAAACCUGUUACUGAUUAUUGUAUUAUGUUAUAUAUUAUGCAAUAUGAGAUAUAUAAUGUAUUUUCUUUUUCUUUUAUUCACACUUUCUGGCUAAAUCCCAGUGUUAUCUAAAAAUAUUAUCAUAUGCAUGAAUAGAAAAAAUAUACUACUUGUUAGUACAAUAUAAGUGUAUUAUAAAUAAUGUUUUACUAAACGUUCUUUAAUAAAUGAAAUAAAUACGGUUAUGUGUUUCAGAAAGAUUUCACUUGCGCACAUAAAAGUCACAUGUAUAGAUACUGAUAGUAAUUAAUACAAAGACUAUGUAAAUAAGCUGUUUUUUUCUCAUAUAUAUAUAUUUUUUUUAACAUGGUAAAAAAAAAAAAAAAUUGAAAAAAAAAAGAAACAGGAAUUUUUCGUUGAUGGUAUAUUCAUUUAAAAAUUUUCUGAGUUAUCAAGCUUUAUACUAUCACUAAUUUUUACAGGAGAUUGUACAAAUAUCAUCAAAUCUGAAAAUUCUAGAUUAUUUAUUUCGUAGUAAUAAUAUUAUAAAUUAAGCGAUGAUUUAGUAACAGUAUAUAACUUUUAUUUUUAAUAAUAUUUAUGACUUAACAUAUCAAUGAUGAUAUGCCUUAAAUCAAAAGUAUUUAAUUGAAUAUAUUGUUAUUAAAGAUUGCAACAUGAACCAGUGUAGCGAUUACUGUGAAAUUCGUGCUAUUGCGAGAAAAUGAUACGAGGGAAUAGAGAAAGAAAGAAAUAGAGAAUUCAUUACCACAUUAAUUGAACUUAAUAAAUUACGUAUUUUCCAAAAGUGAUAAAGGAAAUGAUACACGAAAAGAUACUAUAUUAUAUAUAUAUGUAUUUAUAUAAUUCCUCAUAUAAAUAUUGUAUUAGGUGUUACAAAUAAUUUAGUAAAAAAUAUAUCUUCUAUAAGCAAGAUAAAUUAAUUACUUCAUAUAUUUGCUUUUUUAGUAUUGAAAAUAAUGUAUGUUUAAUAUUACUCCAUAUUAUAUUAAAAUGUAUAGUUUAACUAUAAGCGCAAUGUAAUCAACAAUAAUGUAAUGUUGACACGCGACAAAGCUCUUAAGGUACAAUAAUGAGUCUUUUUUUAAUAUUAUUGAUUAAUAUGAGAAAAAGAAUUUUUUUUUUUAUGUUUAAAAUAAUCCUUUUGUCGUAUUACGAUGAAAUAGAUUUUAAUAGAAUCUUCACAUUAAAAAGUUAUUACGAUUAAAUAAUAUGAAUAUACAAUUAUAUUUAUGAAUUAUUCUUCAACAAUGAAAUAUAUAUUUGUAUUUUUAGUAUCUCAUAUUUAAAGUUGGGUAUAAAAUAAUAAAUACAUUAAGACAUAUUUGUUGUUUCGUGUUUACAAAAAUGUUCUGUAUUUUUUUUAUAAAAAUUACUGUGAAAAAUUAUUUUUAACUUUUUACUAUUAAUAGACUAUGCACUUAAAAAAUUCUUUAAAAGAAAAAGUAUUAGAUAAGUGAUAUUGUUAUUUAUCUAAGUAGUUAAUUUCAAUGAAAUUGUUCAUGCGCCCAAAUAGAUUAGUUGCACUCUUAAAGGGAAAAAAGAAAAAGAAAAUAAAAAACGACGUACGAAUAUGACACGUAAAUGAGAAUAAAUUAUUCGUUUUACUGUUAUAUUUUGAAUGAAUAAAUGUAAUGUUAAAAAUUAGA